AUGGUGUCCAACAACACAGCACCCUCCACCUCUAGCUGUGUUUCAUACAGCCUUGUGACGGUAGACGUGGCUGUCUCGUACCUCUUCUUCUUCUUGUUUCCCUUUGCAUUACUGCUCAAUGGGGUCGCAGCGUGGGUGUCUCUGCACCUCCGGUCCACCUCUACCUUCAUAGUGUAUCUCAAAAACCUGGUGGCUGCUGACCUGCUCAUGACGCUGACGCUCCCGCCGAUGGCAGCUAGCCAGCUUCCUGAGGCAGCAGUUCAGUUAAAGAUGUUUGCCUGCCGUUACUCAAGUGUCAUUUUCUACUGCUGUUUGUACACAAGCAUCGCUUUAAUGGGUCUCAUCAGCCUCGACCGCUUCUUCAAAAUCGUUAGGCCGUGUGGAAAGCUGUUAGGACAAAGCGUGGUCUCUAGUGUUGCCAUGUCCACAUCUGUUUGGGUGGUGUUGUUUGGCGGUACAGCCAUCCCAACAAUCAUUCUAACAGAUCAGGUUCCUGUUAAUAUGACUGGAGAUUUCUGCUUGUCCCAGAAAAGUCCAGCCGGUGUGACAUUUCACAAGUUUGUGGUUCUAUUUAUGGAGACUCUUUUCUGGCUCGUCCUGAUGUUGAUCGUGUUCUGCUACAUCUGCAUCACCCUGAAAGUCCUGCAGUCCUUCAGAAACUCAGGGAGCAACAACAGCCAGGGAAAGAAGAGGACCAAGCUGCGAGUCUUCCUGAUCCUCCUCGUGUUUUUUCUGUGUUUUGUGCCUCUCCACGUGAUGCGUGUCCCAUUCACACUGUACGAAAUCUUUCAUAUUGAUAUCUGUGCUCAAUUGUGGGUGGGGAUAGUCCAUAAAUUGACCCUGUGGGUGUCUACCACUAACGCCUGCCUGGAUCCUCUUCUCUACAUCUACCUGUGCAAGGAGUACAGAGACAAACUGGUCGAUAUGAUGAAAGCUAGAGGGAUCUGUGUCGGGGUGUAUUCAGGGGAAAAUGAGGAUGUUUCACAUUAG
Messenger RNA from Epinephelus fuscoguttatus (brown-marbled grouper), 990 nucleotides. Its product is annotated as P2Y purinoceptor 13-like. Gene Ontology annotation, biological process: G protein-coupled receptor signaling pathway. The record is from RefSeq and is a predicted model, not a curated record. Gene Ontology annotation, molecular function: G protein-coupled purinergic nucleotide receptor activity. The transcript has a single exon. Gene Ontology annotation, cellular component: membrane. NCBI's taxonomy places the organism in Eukaryota, Metazoa, Chordata, Actinopteri, Perciformes, Serranidae. The coding region runs from base 1 to 990 and encodes 329 amino acids.